UCUCAGAUGGUGGAGGUUAUAGGAGAUUGAUUACCUCGUGAUUCUUUUUGGAGUACCUAGGCAUGUCACAGUCUAAGCAUCUAACCCUGGUUUGUAGUACCUUUUGACACCCCCACAGUUGCUACGUUUUCCUGAUCAAUACUAUGCAGCUCUCGAUACGGACUUAAGCUCAUUUUCGGUCUACUGUGUAAGAUCACACGUAUUAGGAAUCAUGAAUAGGGAGAUCCCAGGGUUUUAUUAUGAUCCCGAAAAGAAAAAGUACUUCAAAAUCCAGGCAAACCACAAAGCUACGCCGGGAUCCCAGUAUUCGAAUGAUGCUGUCAAGCGGAAACGUGCAGGUCAUGAGAAGUGUGAAAGAAAAGCGCGUCUAGUUCGAAGGGUCGAGAAGGAAAAGAUUAAGAGAGCAGAAUGCCUCCAAAACCCCCUCAUCCAAGCCUAUAGGGAAGUAGGGACCCUUCCUAUGCCAAGGUGUGUGGAGCAUGAGCGGCGAGGGUUAGCAUAUGCCAGCCAAUUAUUUCGAAACCAGUUACAUCAGUUCGAGCCCUGGCCGGAUCAGUAUACUAUCAAACACAUCCUGCGCAACCCACGGUCUGGAAUUCUGAUUGCCAGUGGACAUCGUGGUGGGGAGUCGUCAGUGUCGGUGUGCUUCCCUGACUGCGACCAGGAGAAAUGGACAUACCAUCGGACCAUGGAGCGACUCCUCUUCAAAGAGCAGUAUCGACUCUCAUCACUCUGCCUAAGCCACACUGGAUAUCUCUUAGCGACGAUGGAUAGUGGCCCAAAUGGUGACUCCUUCCUUGCACCUCGGAUGCUCCCUGAUCCCGACGAAGGAGGAGACUAUCGAUGGCCCCCAUUCUUUUCACACCCUAUUCGCAUCCGCACCACUUCUUCCCUAUGGUGUUCAUCCCCUUCACCUAUAGGGAACGUCCCUCAUUUCGCAGUCGGAACCUCAGACGGGCUAUAUACCCUGGAAGGCUAUGGAGGUUCUUGGACUUUAUCCAAAAAGCCCUUUCCCGGCGGGAAUGAUACAGAGCAUCCGGGUAAAGGUCGCGUCGGAGGCUUGUCGCACGCUCUCAUCACCGCUGUCGAGUGGCUCUCCUCGGACGUGAUCGCAGCCGGCUUGAAAGACUCAACUAUUUUCCUUCACGAUAUCCGCAGUCGAGGGAGCGCAGCAAGGCUCCAACACCCUCACGCGGUCACAAAGCUACGCAAACUCGACCCCUACCGCAUCGUCGUAGCAGGCAUAAACUCACUCCAAAUGUACGAUAUCCGUUACCCAGUUAACGGCCUCCAGCGCAACCCAAACCCAAACAACAAACGCCACACCUCUACCAGACCCUACCUCAGUUUUGCAGACUAUUCACCCGAAGUCAUCCCGGACUUUGAUAUCAAUCCGGAGCUCGGGCUCCUCGCGAGUGCUUCUGAUGACCGCAAAAUUCAACUUUUCUCCCUCCGUACCGGCGAACAAGUGUUGUCUCCGGUAUCUAAAUAUCAAUACAACGACCCGAUUACAUCUGUCUGUUUCGAGUCCGGGGGAUUAUCCUCUCAUGGACCGCAGACACCUAGUUUAUUAGUAUGUUCUCAGGCCGUGGUAGAUGAGUGGAACUGGUGAAAACCUAGGCCUCAAUAAUAAUGAUAAUUGAUAUUGGUAAUGCUAUAUGUAUUAAAUCCUGAAUGUACCUAACGCCAGAGAUGCUACCAUCCAUCCGUCAUAUCUGAAUCUUGGAUCUUGAAAAUAAAUG
Aspergillus ochraceoroseus IBT 24754 is the source of this 1742-nucleotide messenger RNA. RefSeq lists its product as uncharacterized. Bases 212 to 1612 code for a protein of 466 amino acids. Gene Ontology annotation, cellular component: Cul4-RING E3 ubiquitin ligase complex. NCBI's taxonomy places the organism in Eukaryota, Fungi, Ascomycota, Eurotiomycetes, Eurotiales, Aspergillaceae. The transcript has 10 exons. The record is from RefSeq and is a predicted model, not a curated record. Gene Ontology annotation, molecular function: protein binding.